This is a messenger RNA of Aphanomyces invadans, 799 nucleotides long. RefSeq lists its product as hypothetical. The transcript has 2 exons. The record is from RefSeq and is a predicted model, not a curated record. Lineage: Eukaryota; Oomycota; Saprolegniomycetes; Saprolegniales; Verrucalvaceae. Bases 49 to 705 code for a protein of 218 amino acids.
GCGCAUUUCUGGCAGCCUCGAUACACUCCUCCGACCAACCGACACACCAUGGACUCGAUUCUGUCGGCGGGGGCCGAAGCGUCGGUGGCCCGCAUGAAGGAAUGCAUGGCAAGAAUCGAUGCCGAAUGUGUCAACGAUAUGCCACGGAGGGAAGUCGACUUUGUCGCCGUGACCAAACCCGACCUGGAUGAAGCCACAGCGCUUGCGCGUCAGGUCGCUGCGUUCCUGGACUCACAGCGCCGGUCAAGCGCCAACAAGGACAAGCUGAAAGCGACCCAUCGAGAGUUUGUCGAGGCAAUGAAGGAGCUCCAAGUGAUUCAGCGCAACUUUGCACGGAAGCGGGAACAACUCGUGGAACAUGAAUUGAUUCAGGCGGCGGUGGUAUCACCCGACGAUUUGAAACGUGCCAAGGACGAACAAUUGCGUCUCGCCAAGCUCGUGGAAGAAGCGGGCACCGUCCACCAAGUGUUCAAGGCGGUCGGACAAGUGGUCGGAGCUCAAACAGCCGACGUCAUACAAGUGCACGACAAAGCAGUGGACCUCAAACUGCAGAUUGGGCGCGCUAUCUCGGAAGAAGAGCAAGCCGCGUACUUGAUAUGGCAGGUAACCAAGAAGAAGUGCCUGAUGUUCUGCUUGGCGCUGGUUCUCUUGGGCGGGAUUGCCACGCCCGUCGUGCUGUACUUUUUAAACCAGGCGCAAUCGUAAGAACUCAAUAGAGAGCCGUUUGCUUUGGUGAUGGCAAGGACGGAACGCCAUCAGGCGCGCAAACGCCCCUUGCGAGCGUUUGCUGGACGACUCG